Molecule: messenger RNA, 3240 nt
Organism: Budorcas taxicolor (takin)
Lineage: Eukaryota; Metazoa; Chordata; Mammalia; Artiodactyla; Bovidae
Gene: HOMER1
Product: homer scaffold protein 1
Exons: 9
Coding region: 640-1719 (359 amino acids)
Biological process (GO): regulation of store-operated calcium entry; G protein-coupled glutamate receptor signaling pathway
Cellular component (GO): dendrite; cytoplasm; postsynaptic density
Molecular function (GO): G protein-coupled glutamate receptor binding
Source: RefSeq, a predicted model, not a curated record
AAAAAAUUAAAGACAGAUUCCAAUGUGGAGUGCCGAGCGCGUCCCGAGCUGCCGGGUUUGCACGUCGAAGAGGUUUUUCUACAUAGCUUUUUUCUAAUGUCUGCGCAGGGAAGCAGUGGCAUUGCUGCUUUUAGGAUUAUUUUCUCGUAGGGAUCUCUCAAGUGCACGUCGCAUUGGGUUGCACGCUCCACCCCCAGGAACCUGGUGUGGUGGAGAAAUUUGAACCCGCAGCCUUAGUAGCACCGAAAAGGCCGAGUUACCUGGGCUCUCCCUGAGUGUGGAGGAGGACAUGAGCGAAAUGACCACCAAGCUCAUGUUUUACAGGACUCCGUGAAGCUGGAUUCUGCGUUUUCCGACACGUAGAUUCGUUUUGUGGAAUAAAGUUCACCGCCGUUUCCUCCGCGCAGCAUUUUAACUCUAAUAAGCAAAUGCCACCUCUGUUCGAACGUUUUGGUAUUUCCCAGAGAGAAAUAAUUUUACCUAAGGGAACUAACUGAAUUUUCAGCUACAUUGAAAUACCUCCAGAAAAGGAUCUCGGGGGUGGAAAAGCAACUGCGAAACAACAGACGGAGAAAUUCAUUUGGAAGUUAUUCCGUAGCAUAAGAGCAGGAACUUACAAGCAAGUUUUCAUUGGGCAAAAUGGGGGAACAACCCAUCUUCAGCACUCGAGCUCAUGUCUUCCAGAUCGACCCAAACACAAAGAAGAACUGGGUGCCCACCAGCAAGCAUGCGGUUACUGUGUCUUAUUUCUAUGACAGCACAAGAAACGUGUAUAGGAUAAUCAGUUUAGACGGCUCAAAGGCAAUAAUUAACAGCACCAUCACUCCAAACAUGACAUUUACUAAAACAUCUCAGAAGUUUGGCCAGUGGGCCGAUAGCAGGGCAAACACUGUUUAUGGACUGGGGUUCUCCUCUGAGCAUCAUCUUUCGAAAUUUUUCUGCAUUCAGUUUGCAGAAAAGUUUCAGGAAUUUAAAGAAGCUGCUCGGCUAGCAAAGGAGAAAUCACAAGAAAAGAUGGAACUUACCAGUACCCCUUCACAGGAAUCAGCAGGCGGGGAUCUUCAGUCUCCUUUAACACCAGAAAGCAUCAACGGGACAGAUGAUGAGAGAGCACCUGAUAUGACGCAGAACUCCGAGCCACGGCCUGAACCCACUCAGAACGCACUGCCGUUCUCACAUAGUUCAGCAAUCAGCAAACACUGGGAGGCUGAACUGGCCACCCUCAAAGGAAACAACGCCAAACUCACUGCAGCCCUGCUGGAGUCUACUGCCAAUGUGAAACAAUGGAAGCAGCAACUUGCUGCGUAUCAGGAGGAAGCAGAGCGGCUGCACAAGCGGGUGACUGAGCUUGAAUGUGUUAGUAGCCAAGCCAAUGCCGUGCAUACCCAUAAGACAGAAUUAAAUCAGACAAUACAAGAACUGGAGGAGACCCUGAAGGUGAAGGAAGAGGAAAUAGAAAGAUUAAAACAAGAAAUUGAUAAUGCCAGAGAACUACAAGAACAGAGGGACUCUUUGACUCAGAAACUACAGGAAGUAGAAAUUCGGAACAAAGACCUGGAGGGACAACUGUCUGACUUAGAGCAACGUCUGGAGAAAAGUCAGAAUGAACAAGAAGCUUUUCGCAAUAACCUGAAGACCCUGUUAGAAAUCCUUGAUGGAAAAAUCUUUGAACUAACAGAAUUACGAGAUAACUUGGCCAAGCUACUAGAACGCAGCUAAGGAAAGUUAAAUUUCAGUGCCAAUUGAUUUAAAAAGAUACUGUCUCUCUUCAUAGAAUUGUUUGGGCUCCGCAUCAAGAUUGCACAAAAAAAAUUUGAAUAUCUCUUCUCCACGAGGAGGAUCUUUUGAAAAUUGGAAUUGUAUAUUUCAGUGUAAAUUUUAGAAUUCAGCUUGUAGCUAGUUGGGGAAAAAAAAAAAGAGAUGAAAAACUUGAACUACAAAUUACCUCCAUGUAUAUUAUUGGCCAUAGUUAACUAGAAAGUUAUAAAUAGACACUUAAUGCAAUCUUUUUUUCUGAUAUUAGCCAAUGGGAGAAUUAACAAAUGUCUGGGUCACAUCCCCCUUUUUGUGUUCAACACAGUGAAGGUUAUCUGCUUUUUAAAUUAAUUUAUUUAUGAUAUCUAAAGCUGUGUUUUGUGCAAAAACUUAGUGAUGAAAGCCCUGUCUUUUGUUGUAAUCUGAAUAAUUUCUCAGGAUAUUUUUGCACUGCCAAAGGCAGUGCCGUUACCAAUUAAUUCUUGCCAGGAGUGAGAGAGAGCUGCAUCUUUAAUUGAAACACACUAUAACUGGGUGUAUAGAGUUCUUCCGUCUUUUUCUACUGGAAGAUAUUUCACUCUGGUGGCCACUCUGAUACACUCUGGUGUUCUCUAAUCUUGUCUGCUGUAUAGCUUACUUUUCCGUAUUGAUUCCAUGUAUUUAUGAAAAGAUACUGUCUCCCAUUUUAUUACACAUUUUAAAGCCAACUAAUGAAGGCAGCUGAGUCCCUCCAAAAUUUUUCUUUUUAAAUUUCUAAUGAAUUUGACACACAGUACUGAAACAUAGCAGCCCGUCACUGACGGUCUGGUCUAGCAAUGUUAAGUAUAUUUACAGAAUAUGCAGUUACAUUUAUUUAUAUAUUUUGCAAGAAAUCUUUUCUGAAUGAUUAAUGCAUUUCAAUUUACAAAUACUAAUGGUUGUUGGGGAACUGUUUAUUAUAGAUCAUUUUAAGGUGUAUAGCUAUUUUAAAGGUGAUCCAUUUCCAUCAAGCAGCCAAUCAGAGGACUGUUGGGAUAGGAGCUGUUUACUCUGUCUGGGUCUUCACAUCAACCACAUCUCUAGUCAAUCCUCACAAGGCAAUAUUCUAAACUGUUAACUAAGCAUUUCAAAAGAGGAAUUCAAUUCAGUGGGCUCUCCUCAGUGAACAGGUUUUAAUGUUGUUUUGAUGUAAUUUUAAAGGACUUUUAGCAAACAUGCAUUUCUUUAUAUAUUUCUUUCAAGGAGCUGUUUUAAAAAGUAAGUCAAGUGAUGGCUAGUUUGCUUAUGGAAUAAGAAUUGCAUCAGAGUCCAUAUAUUCUUGCUGUACAAUGCUUGUGAUGUUGAGGAGGGUUCUUUUUUAACGUGUAUGCUUGAGUAUCGACUCCAUGGAGUCUAUACACGCACUGACUUUUUGUUUGUACCCCCACAUAAUUGAAUUGUUAAGUACAAAAUUAAGCUGAUUCAUCAAUUUGUAGCCAUUUUUUUCACUCACACAGCUACUCAACA